Paracoccidioides lutzii Pb01 is the source of this 1245-nucleotide messenger RNA. RefSeq lists its product as hypothetical. The transcript is spliced from 2 exons. Gene Ontology annotation, cellular component: nucleus; cyclin-dependent protein kinase holoenzyme complex. The record is from RefSeq and is a predicted model, not a curated record. Bases 1 to 1245 code for a protein of 414 amino acids. Gene Ontology annotation, molecular function: protein kinase binding; cyclin-dependent protein serine/threonine kinase regulator activity. Gene Ontology annotation, biological process: regulation of cyclin-dependent protein serine/threonine kinase activity.
AUGACAUCGCUUCCUGACUCUCACCGUCUCCCCGAUCGCUAUCGGCCUUCCUACCGACAGCACCCUCACCAGCAAAACCACGGCUUCGAUCAGGCCGGCUUUCCCUUAUUCAGUGGCCCCUCUGGCCUUGACAGCAAUAACAGCAAUCACCCGUCUUCAAAUUCAUCUCAGUCAUCUCAAUACUCCCCUCGAUUACAGCCCACUUACCGCUCUUCACACUCUCUAGGCUGUUACGAAGCAACUUCCCCCAGUCGCAUCCAAGUCCACAACCUUUCUCAUAUCCGCAGCUUUGCCAACGAGGAAGUUCUCGCUUCCUCUAGACGCCUCCAAGCACAAGCCCAAGGCGGUGCUAGUCGCUUCUAUCAAGAUGUUCCCCGUCAGUACGAGAUUAGCUCCAUGCCUGUCACAGACAUCAUCGAGAUGGUUGCUGGUCUUUUAACCAAGAUCACCACCACCAAUGACCAACAGCACGAGCAUGUGCACCGCAACAUCCUGCCCAAUGAUGGCGCCGCUGGUAUCAGUCCUCAAACCACCAGCGUCCUGGCCUUCCAUGGGAAAAAUAUCCCCAGCAUUACCAUUCUCAAUUACUUGAGUCGCAUACACAAGUAUUGUCCAACAACCUACGAAGUUUUCCUCAGCCUCCUCGUCUACUUCGAUCGCAUGACUGAAAUGGUGAACAAGGGCUUUGUACAGAGCCUGCAGCAAAGAUCAGAUCAAUAUACAGCCAGUCUCCCUCUUUCCUCCCCGUCACCAUCUAUUCCGUCUGCAGUUACUUCAAAUCGCCCUUCCACCCGUGGAUCUAUCGUUACCCCUCCGUCCUCUGUUCACAUGCAAGCCCGAGACCAUGAUCCUCCCUCCCCUUCCCCUCCUUCCACUAUAUGUCCCAACUCCAUCCCACAGUCUUUAAACACCACCCCUGGUCCACGUAACGACGUUCAUUUCAGCCUCUCUCAUUACUUCGUUGUCGAUAGUUUCAACAUCCACCGCCUCGUCAUUGCAGGUGUGACCUGUGCAAGCAAGUUUUUCUCAGAUGUUUUCUACACUAAUUCCAGAUACGCCAAGGUUGGUGGCCUUCCUCUGCUGGAACUUAACCACCUCGAACUCCAAUUCCUCCUUCUAAAUGAUUUCCGACUCGCUGUUCCAGUCGAAAAGUUAGAUGCAUACGGUACAAUGCUUGUUGAAUUCUAUGCUAGAGAAGUUGUUGCGCAACAACAGCAACAGCAACAGCAACAGCUCCUUCUUUAG